AUGGCGGGGAAAAUGGUUCUGUACAAAUUGGUGGUGCUGGGAGAUGGCGGCGUAGGGAAGACGGCCUUGACGAUCCAGCUCUGCUUGCAACACUUUGUUGAGACAUACGACCCAACUAUUGAAGACUCCUACCGCAAGCAGGCCGUCAUCGACAACCAGGCAUGCAUGCUCGAGGUGCUCGACACAGCAGGGCAAGAAGAAUACACGGCGCUACGAGAUCAGUGGAUCCGGGACGGCGAGGGUUUCCUUCUAGUCUACAGCAUUUCAUCACGGUCAUCCUUCACGCGCAUCAAGAAGUUCCAUAACCAGAUCAAGCGGGUCAAGGAGUCGACACAGUCAUCGCCAGGUUACGGGUCGCCCUUGGGCGCCGCUGCGCCCGCUCUGCCCCCAAUCAUGCUUGUGGGGAAUAAGAGCGACCGCAUCGCCGAGCGCGAGGUCUCCACCCAAGAAGGCCACGCCUUGGCGCGCGAACUGGGCUGCGAGUUCGUCGAGGCCUCGGCCAAAAACUACAUCAAUGUCGACAAGGCCUUUUACGAUGUCGUCCGCAUCCUGCGCAGGCAACGACAACAACAACAACAGCUGCUAGCCGCCCCUCCCGGCACCAAGUUCGACUCGAGGAGUACCACGUCCUCGAGCCUGACCAAUGAAAAGGGCGGCCGGUACCGCCGCGAGCGCCGCAAGGGGGUGUGCGUCGUAUUAUGA
Molecule: messenger RNA, 702 nt
Organism: Thermochaetoides thermophila DSM 1495
Lineage: Eukaryota; Fungi; Ascomycota; Sordariomycetes; Sordariales; Chaetomiaceae
Product: ras-like protein
Exons: 2
Coding region: 1-702 (233 amino acids)
Biological process (GO): signal transduction
Cellular component (GO): plasma membrane
Molecular function (GO): GTPase activity; GDP binding; GTP binding
Source: RefSeq, a predicted model, not a curated record